AUGUGGAACGGCGCGCGGGUGUUGGUACUCGCGGCGCUGGGUCUACUGGCCGGGCCUUCAGUCACCGCAAAGAAGUACAAUGUCACCAUCGGAUACCUUCCCUCCAUUAAAGGCGAGCACAGGGACAGACAAGGGCUCGCUAUAUCCGGGGCACUCUCCAUGGCCCUCGAGGAGGUGAACAACAGCACCGAGAUAUUGCCCGAUGUGCAGUUGCUCCUGAAAUGGAAUGACACACGUUGCGACACUGUAACGGCCACGAAGCUCCUCACGGACAUGAGCUGUUCCGGCGUGGUCGCCUUCUUCGGGCCCGAGGGUCGAUGUCACACUGAGGCCAUCAUCGCACAGUCCAGGAAUUUACCAAUGAUCUCUUACAAAUGUUCCGAUUACCAAACUUCCACUUUAUCGAAUUUCGCUAGACUGGAGCCUCCUGACACUCAGGCGACAAAAUCUGUUAUAUCGCUAUUGAGAUACUACAGAUGGAACAAGUUCUCUAUCUUGUAUGAAGAAUCUUGGGUGACGGUAGCGUUGACAUUGGAGAAUCACGCGAAGAAGAACAAUAUGACCGUAAACCACCAGCGGCCGGUUAUUGAUGGCUUUAAGUGCUGCGAAGAGAAACUGACUUGUUGUGCGCCCGGCUUCUGGUAUCAGUUCAUUCAAGACACCAAGAAUAGAACUAGAAUAUACGUGUUCUUGGGCUCAACGUCGGGCCUCAUAGAAAUGAUGUCGGCCAUGGAAUCGUCGCAGCUAUUCGCGAAAGGGGAAUACAUGGUGAUCUUCGUCGACAUGAUGACUUACUCCUCCAAAGAUUCGUUGAAGUAUUUAAUAAAAACGGAGGAUCGCGGCUCGAAGCUGGUGUGCCCGAGCACGGCGGAGUUCAGGAAGCGCGCCCAGUCGCUGCUGGUGGUGGUCUCUUCGGAGCCCACCGGCAGCUACGAGGUGUUCACGGAGAAGGUGCGCCAGUACAACAACAUGAAGCCCUUCGAGUUCCCGCUUCCCACCGUCUUCGAGAACAGAUUCAUCAAGUUCGUUUCGAUAUACGCCGCAUAUUUGUAUGACUCCGUGAAGCUUUAUGCGACCGCUUUGGACAAGAUUAUAAAAGAGGAGACUGAGAAGGAGGAGCUGACUGAAGUCAAAUUGUUGAGCAUUGCAACGAAUGGUUCUCGUGUUGUGGCCAAAAUGAUUCAAAGCUCGCCAUACAAAAGUGUAUCCGGAAUGUCGAUAAGAUUAGACGAACGCGCCGACUCCGAGGGUAAUUUUUCGGUGCUUGCCUUCAAACCUACGAACUUCAGUGACGAGGAAAUCAACUGUUCCUACAGUAUGAUACCAGUGGGACACUUCCAGCAAUCGAACCGGGAGUUUCCUGAGUACAAACUGAACCCCCGGCUGCCGAUCGACUGGCCGGACAGCGUGAAGCCAGAGGACGAGCCGUCGUGCGGCUUCCUGAACGAGAAGUGCCCGAAGGACGACUCGCAGAUCACGUCGCUCGUGGUGGCGGGCACUCUGGCGGUCACCCUGUUCUGCGCCCUCGUCGUCACCAUAAGCAUUUACCGCAAAUGGAAGAUCGAGCAGGAGAUCGAGGGGCUGCUGUGGAAGAUAGAUUCGCACGAGAUCGCCGGCUACUUGGGCAGCGGGCUCGUGUGGUCGCCCAGCAAGUUAAGUCUGGCAAGUGGUAUAUCAUGUGAAAGUAGAUGUUGUACUCAAAUCUUCACGACCACAGCCCAAUACAAGGGAAAUGUUGUUCGAAUUAAGGAACUAAAAUUUGCAAAAAAGAAAGACAUAUCGCGUGAUGUAAUGAAGGAGAUGCGACUGCUUCGCGAAUUGCGCCACGACAACCUCAACUCGUUCAUCGGAGCCGUCGUGGAGCCUCUGCGCGUUUUACUUAUCACGGACUAUUGCGCAAAGGGCAGUUUGUAUGAUAUAAUCGAGAAUGAAGAUAUAAAGUUAGAUAAAAUGUUUAUCUCAUCGCUAGUUCAUGAUCUCAUAAAGGGUAUGACUUUUAUUCAUACUUCACCUCUAAUAUUUCACGGUAAUCUCAAGUCUUCUAAUUGUGUAGUGACAUCAAGGUGGAUGCUACAGGUAACCGAUUUUGGCCUUCAUGAGUUGAGAUAUUGUUCUGAAAACGAAUUUGUGGGAGAGCAUCAAUAUUUUAGAGGCCUUCUUUGGAAAUCGCCCGAGCUAUUGCGACAGUUAGACGACCCCAAUUUCACGGUAGGCGGUACGCAAAAAGGCGACGUGUAUGCAUUUGGCAUUAUUCUGUACGAAAUAAUUGCCAGACGGGGUCCUUUUGGACUCACUGCUUUGGAACCCAAAGAUAUUGUAGAUAGAGUAAAGCGGCCAAAGUUAGACGGUGAAGAGGUAUUUCGGCCAGAUACCAGCAUACUCGAUGGCGUUGCCGAGGACUACAUAGUGGCGUGCAUGAAAGACUGCUGGGCUGAGGACCCCAAUCUCAGGCCCGACUUCUCCACCAUUAGGAGCCGCCUUAAGAAAAUGAAGUCUGGCAAGUCAAGGAAUAUUAUGGAUCAAAUGAUGGACAUGAUGGAGAAGUAUGCUAAUAAUUUAGAAGAACUAGUCAACGAAAGAACGAGGCUAUUGAUAGAAGAAAAGCAGAAAACCGAAGAUUUAUUACAUAGAAUGCUACCAAAGUCAGUGGCGAGGCGGCUCACUACCGGCGAGGGCGUGGAGCCGGAGUCGUUCGACUCCGUCACCAUAUACUUCAGCGACAUCGUCGGCUUCACCGCCAUGUCGGCGGAGAGCACGCCCCUGCAGGUCGUCAACUUCCUGAACGACCUGUACACGGUCUUCGACAGGAUCAUAAGGGGCUACGACGUGUACAAGGUGGAGACCAUAGGAGACGCCUACAUGGUGGUGUCCGGGCUGCCGAUUCGGAACAACGAUCGACACGUGGGGGAGAUCGCUUCCAUGGCGCUAGAGCUCCUCAACGCCGUCAAAAGUCACAAAAUAGCUCAUAGACCAAAUGAAACUCUUAAACUAAGGAUAGGCAUUCACACGGGUGCGGUCGUGGCGGGCGUGGUCGGUUUGACGAUGCCGCGGUACUGUUUGUUCGGGGACACCGUGAACACGGCCUCCCGUAUGGAGUCCAACGGCGAGCCGCUGCGCAUACACAUAUCGCCCAGCUGCAAACAAGCCCUGGACAAGAUCGGCGGCUACUUGGUGGAGCCGAGGGGCACGAUACCCAUCAAGGGCAAGGGGCAGUUGCAAACUUACUGGUUAGUCGGAGCCACGGAGAAGGCUAUACAAAAGAGGCUUGUUGAGGGCGAAGAGCGUCCCCUUUUCCGACGUCCGCGUAGAAGUCCAAGGCUGACGGACUCGAGACAUCCUUCCUUAUCAGAGCUGAAGAACGACACUGGUUGGUCGGUUGGCGGCGUGAGGCAGCGUCUGCACAGCGGCGCCUCGCUGCCGGCCGCACCCGCGCCUCCCUCACCCGUACCGCGUCGCGCGCGUCCGGACCGCAUCGACCACGCCGCACGCGCCAGACGGACGGCGCGUCGGAGGGGUCGGCGGGGGGCGGUGCCGGGGCGGGGGCCGGGGGCGGGGGGGGGGGGCGGGUGCGCGGCGGGGGGCGUGUGCGCCUCGCUGCGGUGCGCCCACUCGCUGGACCUGCUCGCGCCCCGCCGCGACACGCGCCUCCGCAGGGGCCACACCACCCGCUCGCUGGACGCGGACGUCGCCGUCUCCACGGUCUCCGGGCCCGUGUUCAACGGCACCAUCAUCGGCAUCGUGACCGACGACCUGCCCAAGGCCGGCGAGGAGAGCCCGCUCCUGCGCAAGUGCAGCCUCCACAACAAGCUCGAGCGGCCCAAGCGCAAGGCGCACGACGCGAACUACAUCGAGUUCUACAAGAAGUGGCGCUCCCUGGAGAACAUGGCGGACACGAAGGGCGACAUGCGCAAGAUGCCGCGCUUCGCGAUCCGCUCGUGGCUGCUGGGCAUCUUCAGCGGCACCCGGAGCAGCAGCUCGUCGCUGCGCCGCGCCCCGCCGCUGCUCGACCGCGAGUCCGCCGUU
Messenger RNA from Iphiclides podalirius (scarce swallowtail), 4023 nucleotides. NCBI's taxonomy places the organism in Eukaryota, Metazoa, Arthropoda, Insecta, Lepidoptera, Papilionidae. The record is from the annotation of a GenBank genome assembly.